Messenger RNA from Eriocheir sinensis (Chinese mitten crab), 634 nucleotides. Its product is annotated as cuticle protein 7-like. The transcript is spliced from 4 exons. Lineage: Eukaryota; Metazoa; Arthropoda; Malacostraca; Decapoda; Varunidae. The coding region runs from base 56 to 484 and encodes 142 amino acids. Gene Ontology annotation, cellular component: extracellular matrix. The record is from RefSeq and is a predicted model, not a curated record.
AAGGAGGAGUCACAAUCAUCUUCUUACCUGGACGAGACACACCUGUGGGAUCACCAUGUUCACGAAGGUGGCUACACUGCUGGUGGCGGCGGCGGCGCUGGGCGUGGUCUCGGCCCAUCCAUCAGACUCUUAUGGACACCCACAGACGUACAAGGAGGACCCCAUCCCCUACACCUUCCAGUACGGCGUGCGGGAUGACUACAGCGGCGCCAACUUCGGCCAGAACGAGGAAUCCGACGGCAGCCAGACGUCAGGCUCCUACCAGGUGGUGCUGCCCGACGGCCGCAUCCAGACCGUAAACUACGUCGCCGAUCACUACAACGGCUUCCAGGCUGACGUGAGCUACAAGGGCGAGGCUCAGUACCCACACCAGUACGGCCCCGCGAUCACCUUCAAGCCCGCCUACGGUGCCCCGUCCUACAACCCCCCCGCCCCCUCCUACAGCCCUCCCUCCUACAGCCCCCCCGCCCCCUCCUAUCACUAACAGGCCCCUCAAGACCCCUCCCACCUGUGCUCACCCUCCCCGGGACCUUAAUUAACCUGUCUGAGUGAUUUUUUGUACCUCGCUUUAAGGCGUUUUUGUAAUUUUGUAUUGAAUGUCGUUGAGUUUGUAAAGUUUUUAACCCAAUUUUGA